Molecule: messenger RNA, 642 nt
Organism: Syzygium oleosum
Lineage: Eukaryota; Viridiplantae; Streptophyta; Magnoliopsida; Myrtales; Myrtaceae
Exons: 3
Coding region: 1-642 (213 amino acids)
Source: RefSeq, a predicted model, not a curated record
AUGCAUCAGUUGGUGGAGCAGUUCUUGAAGUUAAAGCCGCUGAAGUUCGACAGAAAAGGUGACCCUGAGGCCGCGCCGCGUUGGGUGGAAGAGUUGGAGAAGGUCUUUGAAGUUUUGGGGUGCACCGAGGCCGAGAAGGUGACCUUAGCCGUGUAUCAGUUGCAAGAUAAUGCUAGUGAUUGGUGGAAGGCCACCAGGGGAGAGUGUUCCCCGAGGAGUGCUAGGGAAAGGAAACUAGCAGAGUUUAUGAGACUCCGCCAUGGCCAGAUGACUAUGGAUCAGUAUGAGGCAGAAUUUGCUAGGCUGUCUAAGUUUACGCCAAGGAUGGUAGAUCAUCCUGAGGACAAGGCGCGAAGGUUUCGGGAUAGACUGAGAGCCAACAUUCGCAGUCAGUUGAUACCGGCUAUUGAGCGGGAUCGGGUAGACAGGGCAACCGCUUCUGGAUCGCGGUUUGCCCCGGCUAAGGACAACCGCCGCUUCGAGAAGAAGCCAAUAGCGGGAAAUAGACGUUUUGUCCCUCAUGUAAAGAAAAACAUCAGGAACCCGAACCACCCGCAAAGCAAGUUUGGGGCAUGUUUCAAGUGCGGGAACAUGGACCACCAGAUAAGGAACAUGGUGGGCCAUGGGCUUGUGAGAUUUUAA